AUGUCUGAACCCCACGCGCCGCCUCCUCCACCGCUCUACAAGCAGCGGUCGUGGUCCCCGGACGCAUACCGCGACGAGGCAUGGCACCGCCGCAAGAAAAUCAACGGCAGAUCGAACCUCCAGCGGAGCAAGAGCGUCACCGACGAAGAUCUCGACGAGUUGAAAGCCUGCAUCGAGCUAGGGUUCGGGUUUGACUCGCCCGAGUCCGAUCAGCGACUCGCUAACACUUUUCCCGCGUUGGGACUCUACUACGCGGUUAACAAGAGUUACUGUGACUCGGUUUCUAAUAAGUCUACUGGGACUCCAACGUCGCUGUUUUCGCCGACGCCGUCUGAGUGCGACUCGGUGCCCUCCCCAUCGGCAGCCCCCAUACCAUUUUCGGACCCGGAGAUACGCCGCAGACGGUGAAGACGCGGCUGAGGCAGUGGGCACAGGUGGUUGCUUGCACGGUGAGGCAGAGUUCGUGAGGUGAUUAAUGUACCAAACCAGAGUUAAGAAUGUAACCACAACGUCAACGUCAAACUUGUCAAUGAUUGUUGUUUAUGAUUCCAAAUUCCCCACCCCCACCCCCACCGACUUUGCUUGCAUGGAUUAAAAAUUAAUAACCAGAGGGAUUAAAAUUCUAAAAAGUAGUUGUUAAUGUGAACCAACUUGUACUGGGAAUGGAUUGACUUUUCGCUUUUGGUUUUUCUUUAGUUUGUAAUCUGGCAAUGUUCUCAUUCUAUUUGUCUGCUCUCUUUUUUUCUCCUUUAGUUGAAUUAGUGUCUGAAGGCAAAAAAAAGUCACAAUUCGAUGUUUGUUUGAAUGUUUAUGUCCGACACUUUGAUUCUGUUUGAUUGUAAUAACAAAUUAUAAUACACAAAACACUCCUACAA
Pyrus x bretschneideri (Chinese white pear) is the source of this 875-nucleotide messenger RNA. RefSeq lists its product as uncharacterized. The transcript is spliced from 2 exons. Lineage: Eukaryota; Viridiplantae; Streptophyta; Magnoliopsida; Rosales; Rosaceae. The record is from RefSeq and is a predicted model, not a curated record. The coding region runs from base 1 to 408 and encodes 135 amino acids.